Molecule: messenger RNA, 4705 nt
Organism: Galleria mellonella (greater wax moth)
Lineage: Eukaryota; Metazoa; Arthropoda; Insecta; Lepidoptera; Pyralidae
Product: myosin light chain kinase, smooth muscle-like
Exons: 15
Coding region: 701-3700 (999 amino acids)
Biological process (GO): protein phosphorylation
Molecular function (GO): ATP binding; protein kinase activity
Source: RefSeq, a predicted model, not a curated record
AAUGUAGGAAGCUUUUAUUUUACAAACAAAUGGAAAAAAUUAAAACAUAUUUAUUUGGAAAAUGCUUCAUUGUGUUUUUAUUUUAAUAUUUUUUUUUUUUAUUAUUUUAAGGGCUUUUACCUUCUUCAGGUAUAUCAAGCCUAUCAUACCCUAAACUGAUUUCUCAAAUAAAACUUUAUCAAGAGUAAGUACUCUUGACACGGAAAGAGAAGAAUUAAUGGGCAUCAAUAAUUUACAGAGAUGUUAAACAAAUUCUGGUUUAGGUUCAGCUAAUAUGGACUAUCAUUAAAUUUAUUCAAAUAUUGAGAUAGAUAAAUAAAAAUAUUAAGUAGGUGGCCUGUCUCGUUUAACGUACGAUCGGUGGGCGCCACGGUACUCGAUACCGUGUGCAGUGCGCAGCGCAGGAGCACAGCGAGCACAGCACUCGCGCGACGCUGAUACAGAGAGAACGUGCGCGCGCGCAUCACACGCGUUCCUGCCCUCACGUUAGAUCGGUCGUCACUCAAGGAUAAGCAACGCUGAAGUGGCAAUGGGCUGGUCAUAUAGCUCGAAGAACUGACAACCGAUGGGGAAAAAAUGUUGAGUGGCGACCACGUAUGGGUAAACGCAGUGUAGGACCUCCUCCAUCCUCCCACUAGAUGGAGUGCCUGAAUUUAUAUAUAAAUAAAUUAUUAUAUAUAAAUUAUUGAACAUCAGCAAAAUGUCUCCUGGUACUGAUUUUUUACUUUCAAGAUUACAGUACAAAGGAGUAUUCGUUUCACUGCCUAAUUUAAAGAUGGCGACAACAAACUGCGUACUCUCAAAAGACAAAGGAGUCAACCUCGUGAUGCCACUCGAAAUAGACGAACCCUUUGAAGAUAUAAUUGUAUAUGAAGGUGCCACAGCUGUAUUCGAAUGUAAAGUAAUUGGCCACCCACAAACCACUAGUAUCUGGUACAAGAACGGUGAAGAAAUACAUCCAUCUGAAAGAAUUAAAAUAAUAAACGACAGAAAAUGGCGCCGUCUGGAAAUAGAUGAAGUGGUCCCUGAAGACCAUGGACUUUACAGUAUAGUCCUUAAAAAUAUGUCUAGUAUGACUUAUUCGUAUGCUAAAUUACUUAUCGGUAAAAAUACUUGCAAAGCAAUCUAUACAUAUCCAUGCCCAAGAUGGGCGCUUUCUGUGCCAAAGCAAUUAAAUAAUGUAACAGUAAAAUUAGGAGAGAGAAUAGAACUUGAAGUGAAAUUUGAAACCGAAUGUUUAUUAGAUUAUAUUUGGUUUAAAAAUGAUAGGAUUGUAACAGAAAAUGAACGUAUUAUGACAUUGAAUAACAGAUACUCAUCAGUCCUAUCGAUUCAUUGUGGAAAAUUAAGUGAUUCUGGUAUUUACACAGUAGUUUCAAGAACAAAAUAUGGUAUUACAUCAAGCACAGCCGAGGUGCAUGUAUUUGAUGAUAAUAUUAAAGUUUUAGACAAUGUGAAUGCAUAUAUAGAGGAAGCUUUACCAGAUGAUAUGGAAGCAAAUAUAGAUGAGGAAAUAAGACUUGUGUGUAAAGUUAGAAAUAAUAUAAAUACAAUAAUAAAAUGGCUUAAAAAUGGUGUUGAUAUUGCUGAAGACAAACGAAUGAUUCCUGAAAUAUAUGAUGGGGAUUAUUUUGGUUUAAGGAUAUUCAAUGUACAAAAGACAGAUUCCUCGGAGUAUUCGGUAGUUUUAGAGAACAAAAUAACUGGGCACACUGAUAUUUCGUCUUGCUUUCUGACUGUUUAUCCUAGCCCUAUGAAAAACCCACCUAUAGUGCUCUUGAAGAAACCAUUGGUGUCGACAGUUGCAUGCUAUGGUUCUACAAUAACAUUUGACUGUGGUUUCGAAAUAAAAGAUCCCCGGUACUACUAUGUCGUUUGGCAUAUCGGCCAUUUUAGAAUAGAACGUAGCAACACAAGAUUUAAUGUUGUUCGUAAAGAUAAAGACUUCUUACUGCACAUCAACAAGGUGGAACCAGGAAUGGCCGGAGAGGUGAUGUGUGAAUUACGCCGGGCCCUUCCAAAUAGAAAGUCGAUACUAAUAAACAAGACGACAGCAAAUCUAGCUAUUGUGCCUGCAUCGGUUUUAAAACACGAAUCGAUUGCUUCAAUAAACAGAAAGGAACCUAAAAUACAACGUGUAUCAAGCAAAGCCGAUAUUGAGAAUGGUGCUUCGCAAAUGUUCAGUAAUGAAAAUUCUAUGUCUAUAAUCUAUUUGGCGGACUUAACACCGGAAGGUGUUAUCAACCAGUCAGCAAUUGGGCAUAAAGAGAAACAAAUAAUAAUGAACGGGAACGGUAAUUGUGAAACCUGCUUCAUUAAUCAAGUGGCCCUAGAAAUCAAUUAUUGCAGGUUGGAGGAGAAAAAUUUUCAUUAUUUGGACGUGAUUAAAAGAGCUGACUUCAUGUCAUCUCAAGUACACGUAUAUGAAAUAGAAGAAUCAAGUCAAGAGGAAUUCGAGCAGUCUAAAACAAUUGUAUUGGAAUGGUAUGAUCCCCCAAACACUCACAUGUGGUAUGUUAUUGAUCUUCAUCAGCCGGAUGGAGGGUACACUGAGGUGGGGGUGAGCAGCAGCCCUAAAUUUCAGAUCAGAGACCCACCCGUGGAUAAGAUGAUGGAGUUUCGUAUUAGGACUUUGAAACCCGUGGAUGAAACUAGUGAAUACAGUAUUUGCAUCACUCCGUUACCAUCGGGUGAAGCGUUCGUAACAAAAUCUAGUUACGUUAAAGAAAUGGAGGAAUUCGACUCGCUCUUCACUAGGACAAGCGCUCUUAUUGGUUGCGGUGCUUUCGGUAGCGUGGCGUUGGUGAUGGACAAGCAGGGAGAUUACUACGCUGCUAAGACACUGAAGACCAGAACUCAGAAAAAGAGGGACACAGCACAGAGAGAGUAUGAGAUAAUGAAGGAACUAAAGCACCCGAAAUUAGUUCAGCUGAUCGAUGCGUUUGUUGCCAAGGACACAUUUAUUUUAGUUAUGGAUUAUCUAUGGGGCGGGGAGCUCUUCGAUAGAAUUGUCGAGGAAGAGCAUAUAAAAGAAGUGGAUGUGGUACCGUACGUACGGCAGAUUUGCGAGGCUUUGGAUUACUUGCACUCCCACAAAAUCGCUCAUUUGGAUCUGAAACCUGAGAAUAUAAUAUGUCUCAGUCCCAACUCCAGACAGGUCAAGAUCAUCGACUUUGGACUUGCCAGGGUUUUGGAGGAAGGGCAUAUCACAAGAGCCAUAUAUGGGACUAGAGAUUACGUAGCACCCGAGGUUUUGAACUUCGAGAGACUCACGCUAGCGUGCGAUAUGUGGAGUUUGGGUGUCGUAACAUAUAUGUUACUUUCAGGUGUGAUUCCAUUUGCGGGUGACUCGUGGCCAGAGAGAUCUGCCAACAUAACGAUGGCCAAUUACAAUUAUGACGAAACGGCUUUUAUGGAAAUCUCAGAUUUGGCUAAGGAUUUCGUGGAUCACCUUUUGAUUCUAAUAGCAGAAGAGCGCAUGUCAGCUGCCGCCGCUCUGAAACACCCCUGGAUUUUGGAGGGCCCGCCAAAAGGUGCAAAAGCUGGCCAUAUGAAAAAGACCAGAGAGAACUUAAAGUCAUAUCUCGCGAAUUACAGAGCUAGAUGGCAGAGAGCUGGUAAUGUGAUGAUAGCGGCACAUCGGCUACGGACUCAAGCCAGCAACCGAAAUAGCGCGGAACGAGCCUCGCCUGUCACCUAGACGCACAUUGGCUAAACAAUGAACAUAAUUUGUUCUUAAGACAACCAUUUGACUUUGUUUAGUCUCGUCCGAACUAAUUUAUUUCUCGAUGAGACACUUCCCGGCAGUGACGUCCCUGCCUACAGUUCUCAUCAAGCCUUUAAGUAUAGAGUAUGCACUUUUUAUAAGUACAUAGUUUUAUGUACGUUCAAAUUUAUAUAAUAAGCGUUUACGACGUUUAUGACGUAAUCCACGUCGAAACGUCGGCACUAAAGAAGCAGGUAUGUAGGUACUUUUACAUCGCGUUAAGUCGAUUAAAAGUAAAAUUUUUAAUCUUUAGAAUUUUAUAUUGCUUCGAUAAAUUCUAUAAAGAAUUCGUUGCCCAUUUUAAAGUUAAUACUUUAUUAUGAAAACCAACUGGAACGAGUUGCAAACUCGUUCCAGUUGGUAAAGAAACUUAAAAUAGUUUUGAUGUUUGUCGUGAUUCGAACCGACAUUAUUCAUCUCGAACGUUUAUGACCACUUGAAGCAACUCGAUCGCUUUCCUUCGACAAAUGUCGAAAACGGCAUACACAGAAUAAUAUAAACUGAUUUUCGCUUGACAAAUAAUUUUUUUUUUUUUUCUAUUUUAUUCGUUGUUUUCUUUAGUUUUAUUCUUGCCACAUACUUGUGUUUAAUCAAACAUCUGUCGAGCAAAUGUUCGUUUUCUAAUUAUUUUCGACUUUGUGAUUUACUCGAAUGCACAUAACUCGGCCUCGCAAUGAAGUGAGUUGGUGCAAUUGUGCAAUGUUAUAUAUGUUUAGCGGUUGAACGGUGCGUUGCUUAAAGCAUAUCUAAUAUGUAGUUUGCUUGCCUGGAUUAUAUAUAGAUACAUAAUUUUUUACCAAUAUAUGUACUUACGUAUAUUGUGACUAUAUUUUUCUAUUAUAUAUACAUAUAAAUUGAAUGGUUGUCUUAUGAACCACACCGAACGACUACCUCGUUUCUGUUACAUGCUUAUAUAUUAUAUUUCAAAGAAAUUUCGUA